Molecule: messenger RNA, 1894 nt
Organism: Corylus avellana
Lineage: Eukaryota; Viridiplantae; Streptophyta; Magnoliopsida; Fagales; Betulaceae
Gene: GAE5
Product: UDP-D-glucuronate 4-epimerase 5
Source: RefSeq, a predicted model, not a curated record
AGCACCCAUCGUUAUAAGCAUCGGACCCCAUUUCUGAUCUUCACCAGCAACAGCCCAACUCAACCCCAAUUCCCAAUUCCCAAUUCCCAGCCCCCCUCAUUUUCUCUCUUACCAAAAACCCAAUAACCUCAGAAAAUUUCCCCAAAGCUCUAUCCCGCUAAUCGCCUCUUUGAGGGGCAGAAUGUUGACCAAAAUCUCCCACCUUGACAACCUCCCGUCCACCCCCGGAAAGUUCAAACCUGACAAAUCCUCACCGUACAUUAACCGUCUCCGAUCCCAGUCCAAACUCAUCCUCUGGUCCUCCUUCUUCGCUGCCUUCACUCUCUUAUUCUAUCUCUUCUCCACUCCUUUCGUGGGUCCACCCACAUCGUCACGCCGAGCCCUCGGCUCCGACUCCUGGGGCGGCCGUGACUGGGAACGCCGCGUGAGCCGCUCUGCCCGCAGGCGCUCGGAGUCCGGUCUGACCGUUCUCGUCACCGGGGCGGCCGGUUUCGUCGGGACCCACGUCUCCGUGGCGCUCAAGCGGCGCGGCGACGGCGUGCUCGGCUUUGACAGCUUCAACCACUACUACGACCCGAACCUCAAGCGCGCACGCCAGCGGCUCCUGGACCGCGCUGGGGUGUUCGUCGUGGAGGGCGACAUCAACGACGCGUCACUCCUCCAGAAGCUCUUCGACGUCGUGGCGUUCACCCACGUGAUGCACCUGGCGGCGCAGGCCGGCGUGCGAUACGCGAUGCAGAACCCUGGCUCGUACGUGCACAGCAACAUCGCUGGGUUCGUGAACCUCUUAGAAGUCUGCAAGUCUGCGAAUCCGCAGCCAUCGAUCGUGUGGGCGUCUUCGAGUUCGGUCUACGGGUUAAAUUCCAAGGUACCCUUUUCGGAAAAGGACCGGACUGACCAACCGGCGAGCCUGUACGCGGCAACGAAGAAGGCCGGUGAGGAAAUUGCGCACACCUAUAAUCAUAUAUAUGGUCUUUCGAUUACUGGGUUGCGGUUUUUCACUGUGUACGGGCCAUGGGGUCGGCCGGACAUGGCGUAUUUCUUCUUCACGAAGGAUAUUCUGAAGGGGAAGCCAAUUAAGAUAUUCGAGGCAGCUAAUCAUGGGGCGGUGGCGAGGGAUUUCACGUACAUUGAUGACAUUGUGAAGGGGUGCUUGGGGGCGUUGGACACGGCGAAGAAAAGCACUGGGAGUGGUGGGAAGAAGAAGGGUCCGGCGCAAUUGAGGGUCUUCAACUUGGGGAAUACGGCGCCGGUGCCGGUAACCGAGCUUGUAAGCAUAUUGGAGAAGCUUCUGAAGGUGAGGGCUAAGAGGCUGGUGUUGCCAAUGCCCAGAAAUGGGGAUGUGAGGUUUACACACGCCAAUAUAAGUUUGGCGCACAGGCAGCUCGGGUAUAGGCCUACCACCGAUUUGGAGACGGGGCUCAAGAAGUUCGUGCGGUGGUACCUCGAUUACUAUGUGGAGAAGAAAAGGAGUGCCUGGUGAUAUUUCUGAAUUUCCUUGUGUUUCACUCAUUUUGUGAGCAUUUUAUCAUAGUCGGUGAUACUGUCUUACAAGAAACAAUUGAUGUCCUGUGAUUCACAAACUGCUGGUUUGCAUCUGUUGAUAGGCAUUUGCUUGCAGGGCAUAGCCGGCUUUUGUCGAGGGAACAUGAGAAGAAACUCUUAUUGCUCUUUUCUACAUGUUUCUGCUUUAUUUAGGGUGUUAUAUUUUAGCUCAGGCUUUUGUACAGUCCAUGACUGAUGAUAGAUCACAAAGAUAUUCCAAUUGGUGGACUCAAUUUUAUCAUCUUGAAUGAAAUUGAAAUAAACAAACAAACAAAAAAUUGCAUUUGUUGCAAUGGGCCUUUAUAUUCUUUCAUCUAUUUUGGUAUCAUAUAUGCAAUCGUGUUUCCAU